This is a messenger RNA of Phaedon cochleariae (mustard beetle), 1249 nucleotides long. The record is from the annotation of a GenBank genome assembly. Lineage: Eukaryota; Metazoa; Arthropoda; Insecta; Coleoptera; Chrysomelidae.
CCAAACAGUUAGUCACAGUGAAGAAUCUGAGUGAACUUGCCUGAUCUAUCCAAAUUACAGAAUCUUUAUCAAAAAAGUAUUUCAAAGAAGGUCGGAAGAUCAAGAUGAAUAACAAAAUAAUCAUACCUCAACUUCACUGUAGCUGCAGUUGAAAAUGAGUGGAGAGAAUGUAGUUUCCAGUGAGGAACCAGCUAGUACACCUUCUACACCUGGUUCUUCUGUGGAUGAAGAAAAGUACCUAGUGCCUUAUCGAAUAAGGCCCAGAGUCAAGAAGAAAUGGCUCAGGAUAGAAAAUGUCCCCAUCGCUACCAUAGCAGUCACCAUCAUACAAAUUGCUUUCCACAUUUUUUCGACUCCCAGCGUAGAAAAACACCUGAGAUUCGAACCGAGCAAACGGACACAAAUAUGGAGAUUCCUCACCUACAUGCUAGUCCAUGACGACUGGUACCACCUGCUCCUGAACGUCGUCAUCCAGUGUAUAUUCGCUAUACUGCUCGAAAAAAGACAGGGGCGUUUCAGAGUGCUCGUCCUCUAUUUCCUGGGGGGUGUGACUGGGGUUAUGGGGGCCUCUUGUGUUCACCCCAACAUGGUCAUAGGGGCUUCAGCAGGGGUGUACGCUCUUUUGAUUUCGAAUAUCGCCGAUAUUGUACUGAAUAGUACGGCUGUAAGAUUCAAAAUCUACAGGGUAUGCUCUAUAGGUGUUCUGGUGCUUUUCGAUGUCAUUUACAACAUAGUCCACAUUUACGCAAGAAAAGAACCUGUCAUAUCUUGGGAAGCCCACGUAGUCGGUGGAAUCUCAGGUCUCCUCAUUGGUUUCUUGAUUUUCAAGAGCGAUUGUCAGACUGAAAAGCUCUCAGAGAGAAAAACAAUUUUCAAUGCUAUAUUUUGGACUAGCUUGGUGCUUUACUGUACUAUGUUGAUCGGAUUGGUGUUAGUCAGUGUUCAAAUCAAAAAAUGUACUCCUGCCAGUGAUAUUUACGUGAAGUAUGUUUAUUUUUGUUGAAGCAAUGAUUUUUCACGUUCUGUUCGAUUCGCUCAAAUUAAUUUGCUUUUAUGGUACUACUCCCAGCGAGCACAAAAACAUCUCAGAGGUGUUAAAAGUACGAGAUUUCGAGACAUUGAACCUCCACUGCGAUGUUCUUUUCACACAUGAAUAGAACUAUUAUAGAACAGCCAAUGUCCGCCGCAGGCGGCAAUUAUCGAGAUGUCCUUGAUAUGUCACAAAACUACCUUCUUCCUAGUUCUUUUU